CAUAAUGUUUAUGUACAGUCUGUGGCGUUCGAUCGCCUCUAGCGCUCCCGCGGACCAGACAUCGCCGUAUAGCCUACUGGUCGUCUGCUCCAAGUUGUCAUUGUGUGAGUCCACGCGGUCAAUCGAUAACGUAAGCCGCCGGACCGGCGCGCUCCAUCAUCUUUGUUAUCACAACGUUAUCACUACAUUUUUAGAUAGAAACGUCAGUAUGACAGUAAAAAAUAUAUGCUGUAUUGGUGCAGGAUAUGUCGGUGGUCCAACAUGCAGCGUUCUUGCAAUGCAAUGUCCGCACAUAAAGGUCACCGUCGUAGAUAUAAGUACUCACCGUAUAGCUCAAUGGAACUCAAAUAAAUUACCUAUUUAUGAACCUGAGCUUAAUGAAAUUGUACAGAAACAAAGAAACGUGAAUUUAUUUUUUUCAACUGAUAUAGAAACAGCAAUCAAAGAAGCAGAUUUAAUAUUCAUUUCAGUCAACACACCUACAAAAACAUUUGGAGUAGGAAAAGGUCGAGCAGCUGAUUUAACUUAUGUUGAAAAUUGCGCCCGAAUUAUAGCUAAGGUGUCAACUAGUGAUAAAAUAGUCGUAGAAAAAAGUACAGUACCUGUACGAGCUGCCGAAAGUAUUUUGAAAAUUUUAAGGGCAAAUCAUAAACCACAAGUGAAAUUUCAAGUACUAUCAAAUCCUGAAUUUUUAUCUGAGGGUACUGCUGUUGAAAACUUGAAAAACCCUGAUCGUGUUCUAAUAGGUCAUGAACAAACCCCUGAAGGAUUUGAAGCUUUCAAAGAAUUAAGUAAAGUUUAUCUUAAUUGGGUACCUGAAAAAAAUAUAUUAAGAACAAACACAUGGUCUUCAGAACUUACUAAACUAGCUGCUAAUGCAUUCCUGGCACAACGAAUAUCUAGUAUUAACUCUAUGUCAGUAAUAUGUGAAGCAACUGGCGCAGAUGUCAGUGAAGUUGCUAGAGGAAUAGGCUUGGACUCAAGAAUUGGAAACAAGUUUUUACAAUCAUCAGUGGGAUUUGGUGGAAGUUGUUUUCAAAAAGACUUACUUAAUUUGGUUUACAUUUGUGAGACCUUAAAACUACCUCAAGUUGCAACUUAUUGGCAACAAGUACUUUUAAUGAAUGAUUACCAGAAAUCUCGAUUUGCAAAUAAGAUAGUCGAAUCAUUAUUUAAUACUGUGACUGACAAGAGAAUUACAUUAUUUGGAUUUGCAUUUAAAAAAAAUACAGGUGAUACACGUGAAUCACCAUCUAUAUAUGUUGCUAGAAUAUUGCUUGAUGAAGGAGCUAAGCUUAAUAUCUAUGAUCCAAAGGUAGAACCUGAACAAAUUCAAAGAGAUUUAACUAGUACACUUGUCACUGAGAAUCCAGAAACUGUUUUAAAAUCGAUUAAAAUUUUCAAUGAUCCAUAUUUAGCAACAAAAAAUACACAUGCAAUUGUAGUGUGCACUGAAUGGGAUGAAUUUAAUAAAUACGAUUACAAAUUGAUUCAUGAUACAAUGAUGAAACCAGCAUUUAUAUUUGAUGGACGCAAAAUUCUCAAUCAUGAACAACUUACUGAAAUAGGUUUUCAAGUGCAUACAAUUGGUAGACGUUGAAAAAGAAGCUCUCUAUAUUCACAAACAUUUUAAGCAUAAUGUUUUAUUCCACUAACAAAUUUUACAUUAGUAUAUUAAAAAGUCAUAAUUAUUGUAAUGUAAUUGUAUAAAAAUAUGGGUACAACAUUUAAUCAUAUAAGUAUAAUAUAGAUAUUUUGACUUCUAUUGAAAUUUUUUUAAAAGUCAAGAAAUAACUUAUUUAAUUAGGUAUUAUUUAAUUUAAGUAUCUAUUUAUUAAAAAUUCAUUUUCAAUUUAUUAUUUUUAUUAUUGAUUUUGAUAAUUUAUAUUAAAACUUAAGGUAUGUUAACAAUUUAUUUUAUAUUUUUUAAUAAAAAAUCAUUGCAGAAGUAUAAAAUACAUUGAUCAACCAUAAGUGCAUUACUUUUCUACACUUUCAAUUGUAAUCAUACAACCAGUGGACUUCUUUGAGAUAUGGACAUGAAAUACUUAUAAUAAUGUUUGGCUUAUUAUUAUUUAUCUGUGUAUAACCAAAUAAAUUGAUGUAUUCCAUGUAUACUUAAGGAAGAAAAUUAA
Messenger RNA from Daktulosphaira vitifoliae (grape phylloxera), 2135 nucleotides. RefSeq names its product UDP-glucose 6-dehydrogenase (gene sgl). Gene Ontology annotation, cellular component: cytosol; nucleus. Gene Ontology annotation, biological process: glycosaminoglycan biosynthetic process. Gene Ontology annotation, molecular function: NAD binding; UDP-glucose 6-dehydrogenase activity. The record is from RefSeq and is a predicted model, not a curated record. NCBI's taxonomy places the organism in Eukaryota, Metazoa, Arthropoda, Insecta, Hemiptera, Phylloxeridae. The transcript has 10 exons. Bases 5 to 1600 code for a protein of 531 amino acids.